Molecule: messenger RNA, 2824 nt
Organism: Nymphalis io (European peacock)
Lineage: Eukaryota; Metazoa; Arthropoda; Insecta; Lepidoptera; Nymphalidae
Gene: Hrd3
Product: protein sel-1 homolog 1
Exons: 12
Coding region: 225-2501 (758 amino acids)
Biological process (GO): ERAD pathway
Cellular component (GO): endoplasmic reticulum membrane
Molecular function (GO): protein binding
Source: RefSeq, a predicted model, not a curated record
UUUCACUGCAGAGCUUAUCCGAUUCGGUUUUACUUAUUGUUCCAAUUAUUGCCUGGUAAUCUGUCACCCGUCAGUGACAAAUCGCAUUUGGCACUUAAAGAAAUAAGAACAUUUGUUAAAUAAAUAUUUUUAUUGUAAAAUCAUGUAAUUGUAUCAGAAGUUUUGUGUUUGCGACGGACACGUAAGUCUAGUCGUGUUUUAGAAAAUUACAAAUAUUGGAUAAAAUGAAUCAUUUAAAAGUGUAUAUUUUGUGGCUAUGUUUUGUAUUAUCGGCGGCUACGGCGCUCGGCCCUGAAAGUAAUAAGAAAGGCGAAGAUUCCUCUGAUGAUGAUGAAAAAUCAUUGGAAAAUUUGGAGUCGGAAGCGAUUAAUGAUCCGGAAUAUUACAAUGAAUUAACUGAGGCUAUUAAUAAACAAAUAAUGUCAAUGCAAGAGUAUGCAGAUGCAGUUAGUAAAACUACGCGACUUUUAAAGAAAGAGGAAGAAAACCUAGACACAUUAGAUCCUGUUCAAGCAGAUAAUAAAAUAGGACAAAUGGAGUAUACUUUAAAGUUACUAAGACUUAGUUUGUUGAAACAAACAGAGCCCAAUUGGAUGCCGCCCAGUAAGACGUCUAACCUGCAUGAAAAUGAGUUUGAGACGAUGGAAGAAAAUCCACAGGAUAUCCUUGAUGCGUUGCCUCCAUUACCUGAAGAGAAAGAAAUAGAAUUGUCACCUGAAAUGAAAGAAGCAAAGGAACUAUACGAAUUAGCCAUGGCCAAAUUAGACCGAAGAUCGCCCGACCUUCGUGCAGCUAUACUUCAGGUGAAGCAAGCCGCCGAUUGGGGCUACGUACCCGCUAAGAUCAAACUAGCUUGGUCGUACAUUUACGGCGAGGGCGUUGAACUCGACGUGGAAAAGGCUAAGAAGAUAUUUGAAGAGUUAAGUGAAGAAGGAAACGCCGACGCUCAUGCGGGGCUGGGCUUCCUGUACGCGACGGGCGUGGGCGUGGGCGUCUCGCAGGCGCGCGCGCUGCUGCACUACACGCUGGGCGCGCUGGGCGACAGCGACUACGCGCAGAUGGCGCUCGCCUACCGCCACUGGGCCGGCGUCACGCUGCCCAGCUCGUGCCCCAAGGCCAUGGAGCUGUACAUGUCGGUGGCGCAGAAGGUGGCCGACCAGGUGAGCCUGAACGGCGGGCCGGCCGUGCAGCGCGUGCGCCUCAUGGACGAGGCGGAGGGCGGCGGCUCGGGCGCCGCGCUCGACACCGACCUCAUCGAGUACUACCAGCUGCUGGCCGAGAAGGGCGACGUGCAGGCGCAGGUCGGUCUCGGCCAGCUGCACUUUCAGGGCGGUCGCGGCGUGACGCUGGACCUCAACAAGGCGCUGCACUACUUCCAGCAGGCCUCUAAGGCUGGGAACGCGGUCGCGAGCGCUUUCCUUGGCAAGAUAUACCUCGAGGGAGGCGACGGAAUCAAAGCUGACAACGACACGGCCCUCAAGUACUUCAGGAGAGCGGCCGAACUCAACAAUCCCGUCGGUCAAAGCGGCCUCGGCCUCAUGUAUUUACAUGGUCUAGGAGUACCGAAAGACACGGCAACGGCCUUUAAAUACUUCGCGAUGGCGGCAAACCAGGGCUGGGUGGAGGGCCAGUUGCAUCUUGGAUUGAUGUACUUUGCCGGUGCCGGAGUGCGUCGCGAUUUCAAGCAAGCCAACAAGUACUUCUCGCUCGCGUCGCAGUCGGGGCACGUGCUGGCGCUCUACUACCUGGGGCACAUGCACGCGCAGGGGCUCGGCGUGCUGCGCUCCUGCACCACCGCCGUCGAGCUAUUUAAAAACGUAUGCGAAAGAGGCCCGUGGGCCUCCCGGCUGAUGCUGGCGCACGCGGCGUGGCGCGCGAGGGACACGGAGUCCGCCUUCCUGCAGUACCUGUCGCUGGCCGAGCGCGGCUACGAGGUGGCGCAGAGCAACGCCGCCUUCCUGCUGGACGAGGGCGAGGCGGGCGGCGCGGGCGGCGCGGGGGGCGGCGAGGAGCGCUGGCGGCGCGCGCUGCAGCUGUGGGCGCGCGGCGCGGCGCAGGGCUGCGCGGGCGCGCGCGUCAAGCUGGGCGACUACCACUACUACGGGCUGGGCACGCCGCGCGACCUGGACGCCGCCGCGCACCACUACCGCGUGGCCGCCGACACGCUGCACAGCGCGCAGGCCACCUUCAACCUGGGCUACAUGCACGAGCGCGGCCUGGGCCUGGCGCGCGACCUGCACCUGGCCAAGCGCUGCUACGACCUGGCGGCCGACGCCUCGCCCGACGCGCGCCUGCCCGCCGCGCUGGCGCUGGCGCGCCUGCACGCGCACUCCGCGCUCGCCGGCCUGCUCGAGUCUCUUUCGCAGAGUCCACUCGCUUUCAUCUUCCUGCCCGGUGAAUCGACCUUCCUGUCGAACUGGGACUUGUAUCUCAUCUCGGCCCUGGUGGGCGCCCUCGGCUUCGUGAUCUACCUCCAGCGACCGAAUCAGCCGGCCAACUGAACGAGUGAACUCAGUAAACUAUUGCUUUAACGGUUCGAAGUCCAAACGAAAUGAAUCAGCGAAUUUUACAAAGACAAUUUAAUGUGAACAAAAGUGUUUUCAAAAGAUAUAGUGCAAUUUUAAUUUAGUAACACGCGUCAAUGUUUUUAUUUAUUAUUUCAGUUAUUGUUUAAUAGUUCUUUCGAAUGUAUUGUGUUAAAAAAAAUCAGUCAAAGGAGUGACAAUACAAAUUCCAUUACAAAUAUUUUUAAUCUAUAUUUUUUGUUUGAUAGCUAUAUAGUGUAAAAAAACACUUUGUAAAUACAAAUAGUUAUAAUAAGGUU